ACCCACAAGAAGAAAAAUAUCGACCAGAUUCAAGAAUCUUGCAGCCGUCGCGAAAAAGAUCUUCGCUUCCUUCGUGGCAGAGUCGUCCACGGCGCGAUUUUCUUCCCCCAUAGAUUUUCCCGGAAAAUAGAUUUCCAUAGUCCCGGAAAAUAGGACCUACCAAUGGAGUCGUUAACAUCGGUUUCUCCUGCCAUAAUACUCCCGCCCAGUUCCACGAUCUUCACUUCGACAUCGAGAUCGGCGAUUCGUGUUCGACUCUGUCGUUCUUCAUCGUUUUCCGGCAUGUCUUGCGUCCGGAGACGGAAUCCGAUUUCGAGGCGAGGAGCGUUCGUGUGCUGCAAAUCGAAGGGAAGAGAUGGUGAGGACGGCGAUGAAGACGGAAGAGAGGAUGUGGAGAGAGCGUUUAACUUGGACGGUACGAUCCCUGGUACUUCCGAUGAGUUCGUGAGGAGAGUGUCGUCACGCGCCUACGACAUGCGUCGACAGCUUGAGCAGACGUUCGAUUCCAGCAGCUAUGAUGUGUUGGAUUCCAAUCCAUGGAGAGAAGACACCAAGCCAGUAUAUGUACUAACACACAGAGAAAACCAGCUCUGCACCAUGAAAACCAGGAGAAACCGCAGUGAAGUAGAGAAAGAGCUUGGACUGUUGUUUUCUAGGACGAAGCAGUCUAGACCCGAAACCAAGUUCCAGAUGCUCGUCGAAGAUAUCCAAGAGGGAGUUCUUAUCUUCGAAGAUGCGAAUGAGGCUGUCCGGUACUGUGACCUGUUACAAGGAGGAGGCCGAGGCUGUGAAGGCGUUGCAGAGAUCGAAGCCUCAUCCGUAUUUGAUAUUUGCCGGAAAACAAGGUCGUUGGCGGUGAUAUUCCGGCGGGGAAGAACACCGCCGACUCCUCAGACGCUGGAGCGUAACUUGAGAUCCCGUAAGCGUUCCCUUGAGGACUUGAGAGACGGUAAUUAGCCUCCUUUACAUACAAUUGUUUUCUUCUUUUUUCUUCUUAAAAAAAGUUUGAUGGAUACUGUAUAUAUGUAUAUAUCUGUUGACUUUUGGCUCUUAUUGUUCAAAUCUAUAUGAUGCAUAUACUGUUUGUUCAA
Tarenaya hassleriana is the source of this 1091-nucleotide messenger RNA. RefSeq lists its product as uncharacterized. The record is from RefSeq and is a predicted model, not a curated record. The transcript has 5 exons. The coding region runs from base 163 to 957 and encodes 264 amino acids. NCBI's taxonomy places the organism in Eukaryota, Viridiplantae, Streptophyta, Magnoliopsida, Brassicales, Cleomaceae.